Malassezia japonica is the source of this 873-nucleotide messenger RNA. RefSeq lists its product as uncharacterized. Bases 1 to 873 code for a protein of 290 amino acids. The transcript is spliced from 5 exons. The record is from RefSeq and is a predicted model, not a curated record. Lineage: Eukaryota; Fungi; Basidiomycota; Malasseziomycetes; Malasseziales; Malasseziaceae.
AUGACGAGCGCAGGGUAUGACGAGCUCUUGCUCCUGCAAGCCAGCUUGGUUCCGGAAGAGUUUCAGUGGCGCGGCACGGCCGUAGAGACAGAAGCAUGGCAGUCGGCUGUCGCCCAGUACGAGCAGGAUGGCGCGGCGAAGAAGGACACGGUCCAUUUCUCGCUGCGCGUCAACGAAGCCCUUGGCGUAUGGAUGAAUGUGUCGCUUGAUGUUGGCGGAGACGACGCGCCGCCAGGCAUCACGGUAUCUGCUACGAGCCCGGACGUGUCGCUGGAUGCGCUGAGUGCGGUCGUGCGCGAACGGCUCGCCGACGCGGCCAACGAAGACAUGCCGAACCGCACCUUUGACGUAUACACUGCACUGCAGGAGCAUGUCGUGCAUAUGGAAGCAGAGCGUCCGGCGAGCAAGGAGCCUGCGCAACCGCCGCCCGAGCCUGUGCCUACGCAAACGUCGAUGAAGCGCGUUAUUUUCUGGUCGCACCACCUCAUUGCCCCUUCCAAACGCAAGCAGUUUGCGGCAUGGUGCCCUGAGCUACAGGUAUGGGGCCUAUUCAAGCUAGGGUAUCCUGGCUUUCUCUGCUUUGAAGGCGAGGCGGACGACGUGGACGAGAUGGUGCAGCGCGUCAAGGGAAUGCAGUGGCACGCCAUCUCGAUGCGUGUCGAGGUCAGCUGGACUAGUACUACCGGCAACCUGGACGAGGCGCUGCGGUCGUGUCUGCUCGCGCACGGCCGCGAUGCGCUGCGUGCACCUGGCAAGCUGCGGGUGGAUGUCAAAGAGCUCGACGAUAUGGGCAAAUUUGUCGCAGAACUACGAACGCUAUCACUACCCGAGGACGAGAUUGCGGAUGCGUGCCAUCUACGCAAGUCUCAGUAG